UUCAUCUCUACAAACAAGUGAAAGAAGAAAUGGCCCGCGCAAGCUCGGUUAACAGUCAGUGACGCCGCCACGUUUGGCGAGAAACGAUGUGUAUAGAAGGAGCUAACGUUGCGUACGUAAUUAUACGAAAGAGUGUAUAAAACAAUGAUGGACUUAAAGGAGAUAAUUAAAUGGUUCAUACCAUGCUUCCACAUAUUGCUAAGAUUAAUACGACAUUCCCGUUUAAUAUUUAUCUCUAUUUUACUUCUAAAUAUUGCUGCAACCCACAGUGCUUUGGUGAAAAGUGAACAAAACGAAACCAAAAAUAUAGACUUAAGUGUUAUAUAUAAAGUUAAAAACCAAAGUGAUUAUGUUACGGACGUUUUUCAAAAAGAAUCAACGAAUGAGAGAUCUCUUGGCAGGACGUUCGGGCGGCCAUUCAAGAAGUUGGCUGCGGCGCUGAUCCCGCUGGCGUUUCAGAUCGGAGCGGCAUCCACGUGGGCGGUGAUUGCGGCACUCGUGGGCGUGAAGACGCUCGUCAUCACCCUCAUCAUUCUGAAGUUGCUGUUGGUAGCUGGAGCUGCUAAGAUUGGCGCACUCUUUGGUCAGAAAGGUCACUAUAGCGGGGGCUGGGAGGCCCCACAUCCACAUCAAAAGGAAAUACAUCUUCACAUACAUAACGGUCAUCAUGAAACUCACGAUGAACCGAGUUUAAGUUCAUGGAGUAGAGAUGGCGCUCUUGACGGUGUAGAUAGCAACAUCAAUGUUAUGUUAGAGCCAUACGCAGCAGGACCUCAAACUAUAAGCACACCUUACGGAAAUUACGUCAAAGUUGAACCCUCUACCGGUCAAAACUCACCGACCACCGCUUUUUACUAAAAUAUUAAGAUGGUAAAAGGCGAGGAGAGAAUGUAGCAGUGUUCCUUGAAGAUAUUAUGGAAACGGAUUUAGAGUGGAUAAACGAUUGCGACAUGUUUUAUCACACCUCGGUCAUCGUUCUUAGGCCAUGGCCAUGUCUUCGUUUAUUUUAUUUCAUUCCAUAGAGAAUGGGCCGACCUAUCUAGCGCGUUUAGUAAAUUUGGGUGUAAAUUGAUUGGGAAAAAAUUGUCUUAACUUUAACAAUCGAGUGUAAAUUAGUCGUAGAGACAACGUUACAGAGCAAAGUAGUAUUAAUAGCGAAGUCGUUAAUUUUAUUAAACUUAUUUAGGUACUUGGUAGUUGGUGCCUACGAAUAAAUGAUAUAAAAUAUCAAAAAUAAUAUUAUUAUAAGACUGGGUUAAUAAAAAAAUAAAACAAAACGUUUCUAAGUUACAUCAAAACUUUAUUUGAUAUAAUACUUUAAAUACCGCCAAUUUCCAGGUUUCUAUACACCUUCGGAACUACCUACACAUCGAUGAGAACGAUUCAGCGGCCAUCACACAGCGAUCACGUACCGUAUCACCCUGUAAUAAGACUCAAAAUUAUAUCGAUUACACUGUGACCCUACGUUGAACUUAAAUGGUUUGAAAGUUAAGAUAAAACCCCUGCUCUGCAUUUUGCCAACGGUAACAGGAUUGCAUGUGGCUUCUUGCGGUUCCUUUGAGUGUUCUUUUGAUGAUGUUAUGAACAUGAAAUAUUGUCAAAGAUAUCUUGAGUCUACCAAUUGCUGUGGUCGAGGAAAUGAACCUAUUUAUUAGUAGGAGUCUAAGAGAAUUAUAAUAUGUGGGUACUAUAAUAUUUAUAUCCAAGGUUAAUACCUUGCAUAUACAUACACCUUAAUAGGUGCAUCAUAUGAAUUAUGACAAAAUAUUAUAAACUAUGGUAAAUGCUACAAACGUAACUUAAUUCUUGCAUACUUUGUACCUCUUAACGGAUAUAGAGUACUGACUACUGUGUAGGUGGUGAGUUUUUGGCAAGACUCCAUUUUAGUUAAUAGCGCCAUCUAGUUUCAUAAAGCAAUCAUAUUUCCUCAUUUUUCAUAUCAAGGCUAAAUAAAAAAAGCACGGGUUUAUAUCAUAAUUUUCAAUAAUAAUUUAUAAAUAAUUGGAAUUAUUUUAAGAAAUAUUUAUUUUUAUUUAUAAGAACAUUCAAGAUUCCUGUGCUUGUAUUAUUUAAGUUAAUAUAAUAAAUUAUUCUUAAAUCUUUAA
This is a messenger RNA of Manduca sexta (tobacco hornworm), 2105 nucleotides long. RefSeq lists its product as uncharacterized. The transcript is spliced from 4 exons. Bases 145 to 858 code for a protein of 237 amino acids. The record is from RefSeq and is a predicted model, not a curated record. Lineage: Eukaryota; Metazoa; Arthropoda; Insecta; Lepidoptera; Sphingidae.